Chinchilla lanigera (long-tailed chinchilla) is the source of this 684-nucleotide messenger RNA. Lineage: Eukaryota; Metazoa; Chordata; Mammalia; Rodentia; Chinchillidae. The record is from the annotation of a RefSeq genome assembly.
AUGGCAUAUCCCUAUCAACUAGGAUUUCAAGAUGCUACUUCCCCUGUCAUAGAAGAACUUCUGCACUUCCACGACCACACGCUAAUAAUCGUAUUCCUGAUUAGCACAUUAGUACUCUACCUUAUCUCCCUAAUACUGUCCACGAAACUCACCCACACCAAUACAAUAGAUGCUCAAGAAAUUGAAACCAUUUGAACGGUCCUCCCUGCAAUUAUCCUUAUUAUAAUCGCACUCCCAUCACUACGAAUCCUCUACAUAAUAGACGAAAUAAAUAACCCCCUACUAACAGUAAAAACCAUAGGACACCAAUGAUACUGAAGCUAUGAAUACACCGACUACGAGGAACUCAACUUCGAUUCAUACAUAAUCCCCACAACAGAAUUGAAACCCGGAGAACUUCGGCUCCUAGAAGUAGACAACCGAUUAAUUCUCCCAAUAGAGACUCCAAUUCGUAUAUUAAUCUCGUCUGAAGAUGUCCUCCACUCAUGAGCUGUUCCAUCCUUAGGUCUAAAAACAGAUGCAAUUCCAGGCCGACUAAACCAAACAACACUAAUAUCUCUACGACCUGGCCUAUUCUACGGACAGUGCUCAGAAAUCUGCGGAUCAAACCAUAGUUUUAUACCCAUCGUUUUAGAAAUGGUCCCACUAAAAUCAUUCGAAAGCUGAUCUUCAUCAAUGCUAUAA